Molecule: messenger RNA, 2169 nt
Organism: Megalops cyprinoides (Indo-Pacific tarpon)
Lineage: Eukaryota; Metazoa; Chordata; Actinopteri; Elopiformes; Megalopidae
Product: interferon-induced GTP-binding protein Mx-like
Exons: 13
Coding region: 75-1979 (634 amino acids)
Biological process (GO): defense response to virus
Cellular component (GO): cytoplasm; nucleus; membrane
Molecular function (GO): microtubule binding; GTP binding; GTPase activity
Source: RefSeq, a predicted model, not a curated record
GUCAGCUGCUGCGGCAAGAAGUAAACUACCUGCCAGAUCUUCAGUCUUCCUAAUAAAGAAGUGCCACAGCGAGCAUGGCAAAGUAUAAAUGCCUGAACCAGCCGAAUGGGGCCACAAAUGGAAUUUUGACCUCAGAGAGCAGCGCAUCUCUGGAUCAGCACUAUGAAGAGAAGGUGCGUCCCUGCAUUGACCUGAUUGACUCCCUGCGCUCCCUGGGGGUGGAGAAGGACCUGGCUCUGCCGGCCAUCGCUGUGAUCGGAGACCAGAGUUCCGGCAAGAGCUCCGUACUGGAGGCCCUGUCUGGAGUGGCGCUGCCCAGAGGGAGCGGAAUCGUGACACGUUGCCCUCUGGUUCUGAAACUGAAGAAGGUCAAGAAUGGAAAGCCUUGGCAAGGAUUGCUGACGUAUAAAAAUACCCAGGUUGUCCUGAAAAGCCCAGAGGACGUUGGCCAGGCAGUAUCUGAAGCUCAGGAGAUGAUCGCUGGGAAAGGACAAGGGAUUAGUCACGACAUGAUCACCCUGGAGAUUGGCUCCACAAAUGUGCCAGAUCUGACACUGAUCGACCUUCCGGGGAUUGCCAGGGUUGCUGUGGGGAAUCAACCAAAAGAUAUCGGCGAUCAGAUUAAAAACAUGAUUCGUAACUUCAUCAGGAAACAGGAGACCAUCAGUCUCGUGGUGGUGCCAGCCAACAUUGAUAUUGCCACAACAGAAGCUCUAAAAAUGGCAAAGGAAGUUGACCCACAAGGGCAGAGAACUCUGGGUAUCCUGACUAAGCCAGACCUGGUAGACAAAGGGGCUGAGAAACCUGUGGUGGACACGGUCAACAACCUUGUCGUCUGUCUGAAGAAAGGCUACAUGAUGGUUAAGUGCCGUGGACAACAGGACAUCAAUGAUAAACUGAGUCUAGCAGAGGCCACCCAGAGAGAGAAGUCUUUCUUUGAAAGCCACCCUCACUUCAGGACUCUUCUGGUUAGUGGCAAAGCCACAGUGCCCUUCCUGGCUGAGAGGCUGACUAAGGAGCUUGUGGAACACAUUAGUAGAUCCCUGCCCCAGUUGGAGGAACAGAUUGAUGUUAAACUAGAAAAGACGGCUAGACAACUGAGGAAGCUGGGAGAUGGAGUUCCUCAGGAUGAGCGGCAGAGGGCCAACUUCCUGAUUGAGAAAAUCAACAAGUUCAAUCAUCUCCUCUUUGAAGUGGCCCGGGCAGAGGAAAUGGUGGAAGAGGGCGAGACCAGGGUGUUCACCAAAAUCAGGGAUGAAUUCAACAAGUGGAAGCAACAACUGGACAAGAAGGCCAACAAACUGGAGGAGCACCUGAGGGACGAGGUGGAGGAAUACACCAGGAGCCGCAGGGGAAAGGAGCUGCCCGGAUUUGUCAACUACAAGACCUUUGAGGGCAUCGUGAAGCAACACCUUCAGGACAUGGAGGAGCCCUCUGUCCUGGUGCUGAGGAACGUCACAGAAAUUAUUAGGUGCAGCGUAAACAACAUUGCCAGCUCUCAUUUCGAAGCCUUUCCAAACCUGUUGAGGGUUUCCAAGGCCCAUGUGGAGGAUCUGAGGGAGGAGGAGAACAGGAAGGCUGAGGAGAAACUGCGGUCGCAGUUCAGCAUGGAGAAUACAGUCUAUUCUCAGGACUGCCUCUAUAGCUACCAUCUACAAGCAGUCAAAAAGCAGAAUGCUUACUUACUGACAGCAAAUGCAGAUCUGAAAGAGAUGGCCCAACAUGUGAAAGCAUACUUUAAGAUAACCUCAGACCGACUGGCCAACCAGGUCCCACUGAUCAUACAGUAUCACAUGCUGGAUCAAUACUUCAACCACCUGCAGACCGCCAUGAUGGGCAUAUUUGGACAGGGCGCCAACAUCAGCCACCUGCUCCGUGAGGUCGUGGACAACUCCCGCUUGAGGGAGGACCUCAAGGAGAGGAUGGAACGCCUCAGGAAUGCUCGUCGGCUCCUCGCCAAAUCAGUGCUUACUGGGUAACCACCAGGGGGCAUUAAACUUGUGACGGCUGCAUGACUCAACUUCUGUCUUUGAAGAGGAAGAGGAGGCUUGCUUGUAACCAGUGAAGUCUAAGCUUUUCUGCUGUGUCCUCAGAAUCAUUUGCUAUUUCCUCAAAUGUCCUCUUUCACCGACUACAGCAUUUAACUUUAACAUUUAAGUGUAAUGUAUG